CUCAAGUCUCGUGCUUGAAGGAUACAGUCCGAGUGAGUCAGGACAGCUUAAACCAAAGCGUUUUUUUUUUUCUUUUUCUUUUUAUUUUCUUCUUCGUUCAUCUUCUCCCCCGGACAGGACAGCUUAAACCAAAGAUGGAGAAUCUAACAACCCUGGUUUCUUGCUCUUCUUCUCCCAAGCUCUUAAUCGGAGGCAAUUUCACUUCCUCUCUUAAACCCCCUGUAGGGUUUUCCCGCCGGACUCCUAAAAUUCUCCUCCGUCGCUCCAAAACCUCCGCCUCCUCCGCGCAAUCUCACUCUCCAUCUGAGAACGCUGGAGAAAUUGUGGUAGUGAAACACAAGACGAAAGCUUUUGCAAGUAUUUUUUCUUCGACAAGUGAUAAACAGACAACCUCUGUUGCUUCCCCUAGCGCAGCUGUGCCACCACCGUCAUCUUCAUCAACCAUAGGAUCACCACUUUUCUGGAUUGGUGUUGGGGUUGGGCUAUCAGCUUUGUUCUCAUGGGUAACGUCAAACGCAAAGAAAUAUGCAAUGCAAACAGCUAUGAAGACAAUGAUGAACCAGAUGAAUACGCAAAACAGCCAGUUUAAUAAUCCUGGAUUCCCAACAGGGGCAGGAGCAGGAUCAGGAUCACCUUUUCCGUUUCCAUUUCCUCCUCAAACAAGUCCUACUACCUCUCCGUUCCAGCCUCAAUCCCAGUCUUCAGGUGCUACUGUUGAUGUGACAGCUACAAAAGUAGAUAGGCCUCCUGUGUCUAAGCCACAACCUACACCUAUACCUCCUACAAAGAGCAUAGAAGUGUAUAAACCAAGUGUUGUCGUAGAGGAAGACAAAGCGAUGAAAGAAGAAAAGAACUACGCCUUUGAAGACGUUUCCCCUGAGGAAACCACAAAGGAAAGUCCAUUUAGCAACUAUGAAGAAGUCUCUGAAACUAGUGCCCCCAAAGAAACUCGCUUAUUUGACGAUGUUCUGCAAAAUGGAGCUGCUCCGGCCAAUGGUGCCACUGCUUCAGAGGGUUUUCAAUCUUUGGGCGCUGGGAAAGGAUGGGCUGGUGGGUCAGUAGAAGUUUUAGAGAAAAUGAUAGAAGAUCCCACAUUUCAGAAGAUGCUUUACCCACAUUUGCCUGAGGAGAUGAGGAACCCAGAAACUUUCAAAUGGGUGCGUAAGAAUCCUCAAUACCGUCAACAGCUACAGGACAUGUUGAAUAAUAUGAGUGAGAGUGGUGAAUGGGACAAGAGAAUGACGGAGACCUUAAAGAAUUUUGACCCGAAUAGCCCCGAAGUUAAGCAAGGAUUCGAUCAAUUAGGACUGACUCCAGAAGAAGUCAUCUCUAAGAUAAUGGAGAACCCUGAUGUUUCAAUGGCAUUCCAGAAUCCUAGAGUCGAAGCAGCGUUAAUGGACUGCUCAGAGAACCCGAUGAACAUCAUGAAGUACCAAAAUGACAAAGAGGUAAUGGAUGUGUUCAACAAGAUAUCGCAGCUCUUCCCAGGAUUGACGGGUUGAAAAGGCUCGCUGAUCACGUCUUUUGGUUUUAUGACUUUUAUCUUAUUGGAUCAGAGGUUCAUGUCUUUCUUUAGCUUUGUAGGAGUGAGAAAAAAAAAACAUGUUUUGUUUUGUUAACAAAGAUGGUUCAGUUUUGCUCAUAUCAGAGAAGAUCUAUUGUUGUAUAACCGUAUUUAUCCAUCUACAUCUCUAUAUAUCGAAUAACGGGUUUGUGCC
This is a messenger RNA of Brassica napus (rape), 1718 nucleotides long. RefSeq names its product protein TIC 40, chloroplastic. The coding region runs from base 135 to 1502 and encodes 455 amino acids. The transcript has 14 exons. The record is from RefSeq and is a predicted model, not a curated record. Lineage: Eukaryota; Viridiplantae; Streptophyta; Magnoliopsida; Brassicales; Brassicaceae. Gene Ontology annotation, cellular component: chloroplast thylakoid membrane; chloroplast inner membrane. Gene Ontology annotation, biological process: chloroplast organization; protein import into chloroplast stroma.